Messenger RNA from Halteromyces radiatus, 2061 nucleotides. RefSeq lists its product as uncharacterized. The record is from RefSeq and is a predicted model, not a curated record. Gene Ontology annotation, molecular function: ferric-chelate reductase activity. Bases 72 to 1946 code for a protein of 624 amino acids. Gene Ontology annotation, cellular component: plasma membrane. Gene Ontology annotation, biological process: copper ion import; iron ion transport; intracellular iron ion homeostasis. NCBI's taxonomy places the organism in Eukaryota, Fungi, Mucoromycota, Mucoromycetes, Mucorales, Cunninghamellaceae. The transcript has 2 exons.
CUUUCUCUUUUCAACUUUUUUUUUUUUUCUCUUUCUCCAUUCUAUUCCCACCUCCAACUCUUUUUUACAAUAUGGACAUGUCAGAAAUGAGUAUGGAGGAUACUCCUCUCAAUGGUAACGAAAUGUAUUCUCAAACAUUGGUUGGAAUUAUAUGUGCCUUUAUAUUUCUAUUGAUCAUUCGCCACCAUAUUCUAUUACGACCCUAUAUCCCACUGUCAACUUAUAAAACAAGGUCAAACAAUACAGUAUUAUCAAGGUUAUUAUCUAUACAAAUGCCAAUUGGAAUUCAAACACUUUUAAAACAAUAUCAAGCAAUCGAUCGUUUAGUAGUGAACAAGUUUACCUGGUCCUUACCUUUUUUACCUCCCAUUGGUGUUAUACUUAUAUGUUUGGUACUGAUCACUACGAUCCUUCCCCUUUUAUUGUUGAAUACUGAUCUUUCCUUAAACUCCAAUCGUGCAGGAUUCCUUACUAUUGGUUUGGUUCCAUUUUUAUUGGCUUCUACAGGGAAAUACUCGGCCCUUGCUUUAUUAACUGGUAUGUCAUCUGCUCGUUUGAAUGUUUUCCAUCGCAUAUUGGGUUGGGCUAUUGUGAUCUUGGCUACUGUUCAUAUGUCUUGUAUGUUAUCCGCAUGGGCUCCUUUCCCAUCCUUUAUGGCUUCUCAAUUGACAAUUCCAAAGGUACGAUAUGGUUUGGCUGGAUAUGGUUGUCUUUGUGUGGUUGUCCUUGGUAGUCUUUAUCCUAUACGUGUAUACAAAUACGAAUUCUUCUUAUGUACUCAUAUCCUUGCCUUUGGUUUUAUUGGUGCUAUUUCCAAACAUACUCCUUAUGCUAUGCGUUACUUUAUCUCUGGUAUUAUCUGUUAUUUAUUGAAUCUUUUAGCGGCCUGGUGUGUUCAAGCUCGUCUAGCUCGUGUCCGUACCCAUGUCCUUGAUCAUGAUUGUACAAGAUUAUCUUUACGUCUUUCUAGUCCUAUGGCUCAUGCUCCUGGUCAAUUCAUUUACGUAUGUAUUCCUCGUCUCUCUGCUUUCCAAUGGCAUCCUUUUACGAUCACCAAUAUUCAACCUCAAGGUGAAGGUUUUUGUGAUACAAUGGUGGAAGUACAUGCAACUGUUCGUGGUGAUUAUACUCGUCAACUUUACAAGAUGGCUGGACAUUCUGGUGAUGAUGAUGAUGAUGAUUGGAUUGCUUUUUUGAGUGGCCCAUGUGGUCGUGCUUUAUCUUCCACUUGCCCCAAGACUAUGCUUACUGAACAAACUGUUAUUGUCCUGGCUAAUGCUGGUGCUGGUGUUACUUAUGGUAUUCGAUUGAUCCGUGAAUUGGCUUCAACUCUAUUAGAAGUGGAUAGUUUCAACAUAUCAUCUACAAACGAGGGUUAUGAUCAACAUCAUCCUAUUCAACAAAGUCAUUCUAAUUUGAAAACUCGUGAUAUCUAUUUUAUAUGGUCCGUACGACAUGCUGGUGCUUUCAAAUGGUUUGGUCCUGAAUUACAAUCUUACAAGGAUCAAUUUGACAAGGCUCAUACAUCCAAUUCCCGAUUCCCUCGCUUGCAUCUUAUAUUACAUCAUACUGGUACUGAUGAAAUAGAGCAUGACUUUUUGGAUACAACCGACGUUAAGAAUAUGGAGAAGGAAAACAAUGAAAUCAUUAGGACGACAGAACCCGACGUGAUGGAUGAAACUUGUGAUGAACUGGUUUACGAAAACAAAGUAUCGACAUAUACAACUGAAUAUAGUGAAACAAAAGCACGUUUGAUCAAGACUGCCCUAUUUCGACGACGAGUGGAUCCAAAAGAAUGUCUGGCAUUAUCUUCUGACUCUGAUACGAUGGGACUCUUUGUGUGUGGAUCUACUAGUUUUAAUCGAUCAUUCAAGAAUGUUGUCGCUAGCACUGAUGUUUCAAGAUCAUGUUUAUUGGAUUUCCAUUGUGAAGAAUUUGAAUAUUAGAUCAUUCCCCUGCAUCACAUGACACAAUAGUAGAUUUAUCAAUGUAUUAUAUUACUGAAAUAAAGCGUUUUGAUUCGCCUAUUCACAGCCAUAAAGUCUCAUUUUCAUAUUAAAA